AUGAUUGCGAGCGCUCAGGGAUUCUGGCUGGCCCCGCCCCGGGGCCCCGAGCCCAGAGCCGCCCCAGGGCACCGUGCAGGCUCGGGACGCACCGCCACGCCAGGGCUGGUGAGGUCGCCGCCGCCGCCACCGCCACUGGGGCCUGGGCGCGCCUGCUCACUGCUCGGCCCGCUCCCGGCCAGCUGUGCAGGUGGCUGGACCAGCAGCAGCAGCAGCAGCGAGGACUCGAGCGCGGGCGGCAGCAGCGACACCAUGGAUCUCUCCUUUAUGGCUGCGCAGCUGCCCAUGAUGGGAGGAGUUUUCAUGGACUCGCCCAACGAGGACUUCAGCACCGAGUACUCCCUGUUUAACUCUUCCUCCAACGUCCACGCGGCCUCCAAUGGCCAGGGCCCGCCGGAGGAGCCGCCUCGGUCGUCCAACGACGCCGUGUUGCUGUGGAUUGCCAUCAUCGCGACGCUGGGGAACAUUGUGGUGGUCGGGGUGGUGUACGCUUUCACCUUCUGAGGGAGCGCGGAGAUCGGCAGCCGCCAGGACGGCUCGCCCUGCGUCGGGCUCACCAUGGGGUGAGGCCCUGCUCCUGGCACUGUCUUGCUGUUGGUCUUCAGCCACUCCUACGUCCUAAAACCAGGAACUUUGACCACUUGAAUGGCCUCUGUAGGGGCAGCAACUGUGCAUCCGGAACUUCCCCGGGCAGCCCUGAUUUCAAAUAUUCCAUGCCGUGGUCAGGCUGAUCCAGAAAGCGUGGCCGUGUGGGCUUCCUGCUCCCGGAGGCGAGACGGGGCAAGGCUUUCAGAGAGCAGAUUGGGGAAUUCUUGAAGCUGCAUUCCCAGAACACGACCCCGGAUGCAACAGCCAGUUAGGUGUAAAAUAUAGAUGUGGCUUGGUGAUCGCUUGCUGGCAGUAAAUAAUCACCUGUGUGUCUUGUGUUUAUGCAAACUUAUCAAACCUCGUGUGAGGCUGCUGGGCCCAGAGCAGCCCUCAGAACUUCGGUGUUCCCAGCCCAGUCUCGGUCCCAUAUUCAGCCCCUUGGCCCCUAGGUGGCCACAGGACAGUCCUAAUUUGACUUUGAAAUGGCACCUUUGUCACAAGACACCCAGCCCCUUAUGAAACCCAGUCGCAUCAGGAUAGCCAGGAAUGGGGGGUUAGCAGUAACGUGCUGGGGUUCCUGGGGGUGUUGCUGGUGGUUUUUUUCUGCUGGGUGGAUUUUCUCUUCUUUUUAAGGAGAGGAGAGGAUGUCUUUAAAAGUUAGAUCUGCCAGGCGGUGAACUCUUCCAGCCACCCACAUGAAGAUGCUCUUUCUUCUUUGAGGGAUCCUAGAAUGUUAGAGAUGAAUAAGCUCGUGUCCACUGAAUUCUUUGGUGGAUGGGUUGGAGAGGGGCGUGAUUUGCCUGCGGUCACAGGGCAGGUUAAUGUGGGAGUCAGAACAGGAAGAUGUUUCCUAACCCUCAGCUCAGUGCUCUCUCCGCCCCAGCGACGUGCUCCCCUGAGCAGGUCCCUGCCUUCAAGGCCGUGCAGCAGAGACGCCACCCUCGCCCUCGGGAGAUCAUCCAGGGAGUCUUGAAGCUGGUGCAAG
Lemur catta (Ring-tailed lemur) is the source of this 1573-nucleotide messenger RNA. RefSeq names its product chromosome 1 C14orf132 homolog (gene C1H14orf132). The record is from RefSeq and is a predicted model, not a curated record. The coding region runs from base 1 to 504 and encodes 167 amino acids. The transcript has 3 exons. NCBI's taxonomy places the organism in Eukaryota, Metazoa, Chordata, Mammalia, Primates, Lemuridae.